Molecule: messenger RNA, 1709 nt
Organism: Aspergillus wentii DTO 134E9
Lineage: Eukaryota; Fungi; Ascomycota; Eurotiomycetes; Eurotiales; Aspergillaceae
Exons: 5
Coding region: 1-1611 (536 amino acids)
Biological process (GO): transmembrane transport
Cellular component (GO): membrane
Molecular function (GO): sulfate transmembrane transporter activity
Source: RefSeq, a predicted model, not a curated record
AUGACCACGCCGGAAAUCCAUAGUCAUGACUACAAUCGAAGGGAAAGUUCUCAUUCAGAUGGAACUGAAUAUAAAGAACAGACACAAACAACGGUAUACGCUGUCGGUGCAUCCCUGGACACAUUGGAGCCUAUUCCAGAGUAUGAAGGCAGACAUCGCUACGACCCAACGGCAGAAUGGACAGCAAAGGAGGAGAAGAGACUAGUUCGAAAGUUGGACAUGCGAAUCUGCUCAUGGGUCUGCCUCAUGUUCUUUGCCCUCCAGCUGGAUCGAGGAAAUAUCAGUCAAGCGCUCUCAGACAACAUGCUGAAAGAUCUUGGGCUUUCCACGAAUCAAUACAACUACGGAAUGACAAUCUUCUAUGUAUGCUUCCUCUGUGCGGAACUGCCGUCACAGAUGAUAUCCAAGAAGCUCGGUCCAGACGUGUGGAUUCCCAUCCAGAUGGUGUCAUGGAGUAUCGUUGCCGCUUUACAAUGCCUCAUGGUUGGUAAGAAUGGGUACUACGCGACUCGAGCUCUUCUUGGCCUGCUUGAAGGGGGUUUUAUUCCGGAUGUGAUUCUUUAUUUAUCAUACUUUUACAACAGUAAGGAGCUGCCUAUUCGGAUCAGCUAUUUCUAUACGUCCUCGCACAUUACGCCUAUCAUCGCUGCGUUUCUCGCUUAUGGAAUCUUGCAUCUGAGGGGUACGCGAGGAUGGGAAGGAUGGCGAUGGCUGUUUGUGCUGGAAGCUGCCUUGACUGCCAUCGUUGGUAUCCUUUCGUGGUUUUAUCUUCCUCCCAGCCCGACGCAGACGGCAAGUUGGUUUCGAGGAAAGGAUGGAUGGUUCAGUGAGAGGGAGGAGGUGAUCAUGGUCAAUCGAGUGUUGAGGGACGAUCCCAGCAAGGGAGGAAUGCACAAUCGUCAAGGCCUGACAUUGUCGCUUUUAUGGCAAGCCUUGUCCGACUACGACCUCUGGCCAAUCUAUCUCCUGGGCCUGACUCUCCUCCAACCAGUCAACCCUAUCAUGUCGUAUCUGACAUUGAACCUGAAGAAUCUUGGUUUCGACACGUUCGAAACGAAUCUACUCACCAUCCCGGCGUAUGUGCUGUUCGUCAUUCAGCUCGUCAUCUGGACUCAAGUAUCGGAGAAAAUCAACAAUCGGUUCCUUGUCACCCUGUUCUAUUCCGCCUGGGUCUUUCCAUUGAUUCUGGCACUGCGGUUGGUUCCAGCUGAUGUAAAUCUGUGGGUUCGAUAUGCUCUUACGAUCAUGAUUGUGGGAUAUCCAUAUGUUCAUUCUAUUCUUGUCAGUCUUACAUCUCGCAAUGCUGGUUCCGUCCAGACCAGGACAGUCGGCAGUGCAGUCUACAAUAUGUCUGUCCAAUGCAGCAGUAUCAUCUCGUCGAAUAUAUACCGCAAAGACGACGCACCUCUCUACCGUCGAGGUAAUACAGCCAUUCUGGGAAUUAUAGCAUGGAACGCAUUCUUCACCAUUGUCUGCAAGGCAUACUAUAUGUGGCGAAACAAAAGUCGUGAGAGAGUCUGGAAUGCCAUGACUGAAGAGGAGAAACAGAAUUAUCUGACCACAGCCAAAGACAAGGGCAACAAGAGACUUGAUUUUCGAUUCGCGCAUUAGUUGAAGUAAGGAAAACCACGAUUAGAAUGUGCGUGAUCCAUGUGUCAUGUGAAUCACCUAUACAAAGUUGCAUGAAGCAGAUCAAUGAAUAUGAUCAA